GGCCCGGAUGGGCGAGCAGCACGGGGCGGGGUCAGACGCGCUGCGCGGCGCUGGAGCGCGCCGGUGGUGGCGACUUGGGGGGGGGGGAACCGCGGGGAAUCUUGGCUAAGGCGUCGGUGAUAGCGUCUGCACCAGUGGCUGGCUGUGGUGGCUCACUGUGCGGAUCGGCCCACGGCCAACUUUUUAGUUCGGAACGGAACGGAACGCUCGUCGUCGCGGGCCCCGCCCGGAAAGUUUGCGAAGGAGCCACGAACUCCUGGCCGGCGCGGCCCGGCAUGAAGCGGCGCUGAGGAGCCGCCGCCGCCGCUGCCGCUGCUGCUGCUUGAGGAGGAGCUGCAGUACCCCGUACCAAGCCGAUGACUACUGCAAACUGUGGCGCCCACGACGAGCUCGACUUCAAACUCGUCUUUGGCGAGGACGGGGCGCCGGCGCCGCCGCCGCCGCCCCCGGGCUCGCGGCCUGCAGAUCUUGAGCCAGAUGAUUGUGCAUCCAUUUACAUCUUUAAUGUAGAUCCACCUCCAUCUACUUUAAAUUCACCACUUUGCUUACCACAUCAUGGAUUGCCGUCUCACUCUUCUGUUUUGUCACCAUCGUUUCAGCUCCAAGGUCACAAAAUCUAUGAAGGAACUGGUGAUGUUCCCGAAUCUAAAUAUAGCCCAUUAGGUGGUCCCAAACCCUUUGAGUGCCCAAGUAUUCAAAUUACAUCUAUUUCUCCUAACUGUCAUCAAGAAACAGAUGCACAUGAAGAUGACCUACAUAUAAAUGACCCAGAAAGGGAAUAUUUGGAGAGGCCUUCUAGAGAUCAUCUCUAUCUUUCUCUUGAGCCAUCCUACCGGGAGUCUUCCCUUAGUCCUAGUCCUGCCAGCAGCAUCUCUUCUAGGAGCUGGUUUUCAGAUGCAUCUUCUUGUGAAUCUCUUUCACACAUUUAUGAUGAUGUGGACUCAGAGUUGAAUGAAGCUGCUGCCCGAUUUACUCUUGGAUCCCCUCUGACUUCUCCAGGUGGCUCACCAGGGGGCUGCCCUGGAGAAGAGUCUUGGCAUCAACAAUAUGGACUUGGGCAUUCCUUGUCACCCAGGCAAUCUCCUUGCCACUCUCCUAGAUCCAGUAUCACUGAUGAGAAUUGGCUGAGCCCCAGGCCAGCCUCAGGACCCUCAUCAAGGCCUACUUCCCCCUGUGGGAAACGGCGGCACUCUAGUGCUGAAGUUUGUUAUGCUGGGCCCCUUUCACCCCAUCACUCUCCUGUUCCUUCUCCUGGCCACUCCCCUAGGGGAAGUGUAACAGAAGAUACAUGGUUCAAUGUUUCUGUCCACAGUGGAUCGGGCCUUGGCCCUGCACUUUUUCCCUUUCAAUACUGUAUAGAGACUGAUAUCCCACUGAAAACAAGGAAGACAUCUGAAGAUCAAGCUGCCAUAGUACCAGGAAAAUUAGAACUCUGUUCAGAUGAUCAAGGAAGUGUAUCACCGUCCCGGGAGACUUCAAUAGAUGAUGGCCUUGGAUCUCAGUAUCCUUUAAAGAAAGAUUCAUCUGGUGACCAAUUUCUUUCAGUUCCUUCACCUUUUACCUGGAACAAACCAAAGCCUGGCCACACCCCAAUAUUUCGCACAUCUUCAUUACCUCCAUUAGACUGGCCUCUACCAACUCACUUUGGACAAUGUGAACUGAAAAUAGAAGUGCAACCUAAAACACAUCAUCGAGCCCAUUAUGAAACUGAAGGUAGCCGAGGGGCAGUAAAAGCAUCUACUGGGGGCCAUCCUGUUGUGAAGCUCCUGGGCUAUAGUGAAAAGCCUAUAAAUCUACAGAUGUUUAUUGGAACAGCAGAUGAUCGAUAUUUACGACCGCAUGCAUUUUACCAGGUGCAUCGAAUCACUGGAAAGACAGUUGCAACUGCAAGCCAAGAAAUAAUAAUUGCCAGCACAAAAGUUCUGGAAAUUCCACUUCUUCCUGAAAAUAAUAUGUCAGCCAGUAUUGACUGUGCCGGUAUUUUGAAACUCCGCAAUUCAGAUAUAGAACUUCGAAAAGGAGAAACUGAUAUUGGCAGAAAGAAUACUAGAGUACGACUUGUAUUUCGUGUACACAUUCCACAGUCCAAUGGAAAAGUUCUUUCUCUGCAGAUAGCUUCUAUACCUGUUGAAUGCUCCCAGCGGUCUGCUCAAGAACUUCCCCAUAUUGAGAAGUACAGUAUCAGCAGCUGUCCUGUAAAUGGAGGCCAUGAAAUGAUUGUGACUGGGUCUAAUUUUCUUCCCGAAUCCAAAAUCAUUUUUCUUGAAAAAGGACAAGAUGGACGACCUCAGUGGGAGGUAGAAGGAAAAAUAAUCAGAGAAAAAUGUCAAGGGGUUCACAUUGUCCUUGAAGUUCCUCCCUAUCAUAACCCAGCAGUUACAGCUGCAGUGCAGGUGCACUUUUAUCUUUGCAAUGGCAAGAGGAAAAAAAGCCAGUCUCAACGUUUUACUUACACACCAGUUUUGAUGAAGCAAGAACAUAGAGAAGAAAUUGAUUUGUCUUCAAUUCCACCUGUACCUGUGCCUCAUUCUGCCCAGACGCAGAGGCCUUCCUUGGAUCCAGGGCACCCACAUGACAGUGUACUGUCAUCACAGAGAAGCUUGAUUUGUCCUAUCCAGCAGCCAUAUGCAUCCAUGGUAACAUCAUCCCAUUUACCACAGUUACAGUGUAGGGAUGAGGGUGCUGGUAAAGAGCAACAUCUGACACCAGUAGUGCACCAGCCUUUUCAAGUUACACCAACCUCUCCUGUGGGGUCUUCCUAUCAGCCUAUGCAAAGUAAUAUUGUAUAUAAUGGACCAACUUGUCUUCCUGUUAAUGCUGCCUCUAGUCAAGAAUUUGAUCCAGUUUUGUUUCAGCAGAAUACAACUCUUCCUAGUUUAGUAAAUCUUAGUUGUCAAUCACUGUCAUCCAUACCAUUUCAUUCUUCAAAUUCAGGCUCAGCAGGACAUCUCUUAGCACAUACAUCUCAUUCUGUGCAAACCUCACCUAAUCUGCAAUUGAUGGGAUACCAUUGUUCAAACCCAGGACAAAAAUCUCUUUCUUCUGCAGUGGCUGACCAGGUUGGAGGUCAGCUUCCCCCUCAGUUGCAACUUAUUACAUAUGGUCCUUCACAUUCAGGGUCUGCUGCAACAGCUUCCCCAACAGCCUCUCAUCCUCUGGCUAGUUCAUCACUUUCUGGGCCACCAUCUCCUCAGCUACAGUCUAUGCCUUACCAAUCUCCUAGCUCAGGAACUGCUUCAUCACCAUCUCCAGCCACCAGAAUGCAUUCUGGACAGCACUCAACUCAAGCACAAAAUACAGACCAGGGAGGUAUUUCCGCACCUUCAUCCUUAAUAUGUCACAGUUUGUGUGAUCCAGCAUCAUUUCCACCUGAUGGGACAAGCAUUAAUGUAAGCAUUAAACCUGAACCUGAAGAUCGAGAACCUAACUUUGCAACCAUUGGUCUACAGGACAUCACUUUAGAUGAUGGGAUCAAACUCGGGACCUUGCACAGAACCACUGAACUAAAUCCCCGGUCCAGUUCUUUAAUUUCUUUUAGCAACCAGUUUAUGUCUGACUUGGAACACCAGCCAUCAGGUUCAGCAGAGAAAUGGCCUAACCACAGUGAUCUCUCAUAUCCAACUCCUUUCUGGAGACUCUAGAGGUGAACGAGAUAAUUGGGAGAGAUAUGUCCCAGGUUUCUGUUUCCCAAGGCCCACAAAUUAGCAGAGAGGCUUCUCACCUGAGUCCUGAGUCCCUGGAUUGAGGAAGAUCUGAUCGGCUCUGACAGUGCUUACUGCAGCCUUGUGUCCGCCACCAAUUUCUCAGCAUGUUUCUCUUUUAGGCCUUGAGUUUCCAACUCUUUCGCCUUCAGGACCGGUGCCAGGGUUGGACUCAGCAUUUGUGGGGAGAGUGGCAUUCCUCCACCUCUGGCCUUGGUUAGAUUUUGUAAAAGAAUCAGAGCAGCAUAGGCUGUUGAGCUGUGGAAAAAUGAGCUUUGCAUUUUUUAUAUUUAAAUAGGAUACUUUUAUAUGAUGGGUGCUCUGAGUGUGAAUGCAGCACUCUCCCUUUCAGAGCUGCUGCUUUUGCAGGUAACUUGGUUGUGUAGUUAGGAUUGGUGAUUUGUAUUUUCUGGUCAUUUGAAGGGCCCUUUAGUUUUUAUACUUUAAAAAUAGGAACUUUUGAUAAAACCUUCCAGAGGCAAAUGGGAAAAAUACUAUCCUAAGCCCAUAUCUAUGCCUCAGAAACUCAGCAUGUGUCCUGAAGCCAUAGUCAUAGGAAAUAAAGCCAAAUGUAGCUCAUACUCUAUAAAAGUAAACUGUUGCUAGAUAAAAUGAGAAAAGACCAUUCCAUCAUUGAAAUGUUGGAAUAUAAAGACAUUCCAGAGCAUAGCUUUUUUUUAUAACUUUCUAGGUCAUCUUUCUGCAGUCUCAUUACUGGCUCCAUGUUGAAACUGCUUUUUUCCCUUUAGGACUCUAGGUAAAAUUGGCUUAUAAGGUGACUUUGAAAGCAGUCACCAAGCAGUUUUAGCUUGGAAACUUUAAAAACUAGUGCUCUUCCUGUUUGUGUUGUCUGGCUCCAGAACCUUUUCCAAGUGGGAAUGUCUGCCUUUGGGUAUUGUUACCUUUGAAGCCAGUUUCCUGAUUGUCCAGGUAACUUUGCAGUUCUGACUAUUCUAGAGGCUAACCUAGCUGUGUCAGGAGCUAAACACAAGUGUGCAGUGCAUCAGGAUGGGCAGAGAAAAUGCAGGAUUCCAGAUGGGAAGGCUUAUCUCCCAUUCUUUUUAUAGCCCGAAAUCAUUCUGGCCGACCCUGUCCCAAGUGUAUGACUUAAAAGCCAGCCUUCCAGAAGGCAUUGAGGCACAUGUGAAAUGAUCUGGCAUCAUAGACCGUACCCUCCACACCAAAGAUGCCCUGGUGCUGCUGCUGGUGACUGGCAUCCAAGGCAGGGGUCAGCAGAAACUCCAGCCUGCUAUGUACCAAAGGAGGUGCCCAAGUUGGGUACUUUUUCCAAAUCCUGCCCUUAAGCCUGUCACCAGUGGGAUUUGUUACUGUUUCUAGGCCUAUUUCAAAACCCCUGAAGUUUGUAGUAUGUUUUUAAAUACAAUAGUGUACCUUAAUUUAUUCAGGAAGCAAAUUUUUUGAGUGCCUACACCUGCCAGUGUGUUGGGCUGGUUGAAGACUUAAUGUUAUUCUAGUGGAUUGUGGGGCCCUGGAUGCCAGGACAUUCUCUACUGAGAUCAAGUCAGGCCUGAGCAAAGAACUGAUAUGUUGGUCACCAUCUCCAGUCAGCCGGGUAGGAGCUGUUGAUCCUGCGUGAAGUAUGGUCUUUUUUAAAACCAUGUUUUAGAUUUUGGCCAUAAAAAUAGAGAACAAUGUCCGUCAUUCAUCAAGUCAAUAUGGUCCCUCUUAGGGCUGAGUGUUUUCAAAUUUUCUUUGAAAAGUGGGUUAUAUGUCUGAAUGUGGAUAGUCAGAUUUGCUUCAGGGCCUUGGUUGGAAGUCCACAGCUUCCUUUGGAAGGGUAGGAGGUUGGCCUCUCAGGUAAAGUUCCAGAGACAUGGCCAGAGUUGCUUUUACCCUCUUCCCCCAGAGGUAGCUGCCUCACAUAGGGUCCUGCAAGACCCUCUGGGGGCCGCUUUGCUGCCCUCAAGAAUAAAAGCCUCUAUGAUCCAGAGUUGCUAUGCACCAAAUUUUGAUGCCUUUUAAAUACCUUGAUGCCUGUAGCACUAGAAAUGCUUUCCUAUUUAAAAUAAAAGUUAAAUUUUAAAAUAGACCUUUGUAUACUAUGUAAGCAGUUUUGUAUUAGCUUUGUAAAAGCUUUCAUGUAAGAGUCAAUAUUUUUUGGCUUUGUAGAUAGACUUAAACUUUUGUGCAACAGAGUAGUAUUAAAGGACACAUCCAUUGGACUAUGCAAAUUGAUUUCUAGUAGCAGCACUGAGCAAUGGGGCAUGUACUAGCAUACACCUUUCCCUCAGACCUGUGCUAUACCUUGGAUUGGGGAAUGAAACAAGCAGCCUUCUGCUUAUCAGAGAUACACAGAGAAACAUGGCUGUAAACAGCUUUAAAAGGAACAGAUGUCAAGUUUGCAUGCGGUGCUGCUGCCCAGGGUACAUCCCACCCCCAAUGAGGGCCAGCCAUUAUCACCAGACCUCUGGCUAUGAAGCCCUGUUUGAGAUAUUCAGAACAGAUGGUCAUCUUUAAAUCUCAAGUUAAAUAAAACUGUAUUUUAUAAAAUGGAUGCUUUUAGUAAAGAAACUGGUUCUCA
Heterocephalus glaber (naked mole-rat) is the source of this 6243-nucleotide messenger RNA. It is a transcript of the gene Nfatc3, whose product is annotated as nuclear factor of activated T cells 3. Gene Ontology annotation, biological process: cytokine production; regulation of transcription by RNA polymerase II; calcineurin-NFAT signaling cascade. The record is from RefSeq and is a predicted model, not a curated record. Lineage: Eukaryota; Metazoa; Chordata; Mammalia; Rodentia; Bathyergidae. Gene Ontology annotation, cellular component: transcription regulator complex. Gene Ontology annotation, molecular function: transcription factor binding; DNA-binding transcription factor activity, RNA polymerase II-specific; RNA polymerase II cis-regulatory region sequence-specific DNA binding.